Messenger RNA from Catharus ustulatus (Swainson's thrush), 3596 nucleotides. Its product is annotated as mitochondrial uncoupling protein 3-like. Gene Ontology annotation, biological process: adaptive thermogenesis; response to cold; mitochondrial transport. Gene Ontology annotation, cellular component: mitochondrial membrane. Lineage: Eukaryota; Metazoa; Chordata; Aves; Passeriformes; Turdidae. Bases 1903 to 3510 code for a protein of 535 amino acids. The transcript has 13 exons. Gene Ontology annotation, molecular function: oxidative phosphorylation uncoupler activity. The record is from RefSeq and is a predicted model, not a curated record.
ACAGGCUGACAACCUUUCUGGUUAUUCUCAGGUCUCAGAAAGACCUCUCUAAAGCAAAUUGACUCUACUGGAAAAACGGUACACUCUGUCCAAGUGUGUCCACUGUGUGUGGGCUUAAAAAGUAGUGGGCAUUCCCUUUCCCAGUGAGAGGGAGGUGCAGGAGGUAGCAAUCCUGGGACAGAUUCCUUUUGACACAGCCUAGAUGUUCUUUCCCUUGUCAUUGAUGCUUCCUGGUUUGCACCCUUGUAAAUUAGGAUUUAAAUGAUGCCAUUGUUAAAACAGGCAGGGUCUUUCUCCAGGCCCUGAUAAGAAUAAGGGUUGUGUUUGUAUCUGGUUUUGUUUUUGUAAGUUUAAAUUAGCAUAAAUCCCCUUGAUUUUACCUUAAUUUCUGUCCAUGAGCAGUGAAUGACAGCUGGUGAAAUGCUGUGGUGUUGCACAUUACAGGAGUAAGGCUAUCAGAUAUCCUGCAGUAAUUCUGCUUUCUGCCCCUUCAAAUGAGUGAGUGUUUUAGUUCAUGAUCUGUUUAUUUAGCUUACAGAGACGAUCCUUUUCCUGUGUGUGUCUUUGAAGUUUAGAUGGACUGUGGGCCACCACUAUGGGAUCUGAACAACUGGCUUGGGAGCUGCCAGCAGGCGUGGAAAGCUCCCUACCAGCCCCACUAACUUGAUUUUGGUAUAAAUCUGAAACGCUAAAUGACGUUCCUGUGGACAUUUGGAAGAGCUGGUUUCACCCAUCGGAGGAAGAGAAGGGGACACAGUGCAAUAACCGAUGAAGGGGAUGGAAAAUCCGGGGCUGGGUGGGGUGCUCCGCAGCAGGACUGAGAUGCUGCAGCAGUGUGGUGAGCUGUUGGAGGGGAGCAGCAACUGCAGUGUUUCCAGAGCUGGAGGGAAUGCUUGGAUUUAUCCAUCCUGCUACUGCUGUCACAGAGCAGGUGCUGUGAAGGCAAUAGUCCCUUCUGGUGACUUCCAUGGGUACAAGCACAAGGCUGGGAGCAUUUCUGGGGUGCAUGGGGCAGUAUAUCCUUUCCCAUCAGCAUGUUUUUCUUCUUGCUAGAAACGCUGUUCUCUGGACUAGAUUCUAGGUUUAAAUGAGGUAUAAAUUUAGAAGAGCAGUAUUUAUUAUGUGUAGGAAUAGAGGAGUGAAAGAUUUCCUGAGGUAUUUCAUCCCUUCCCGUGCUACCACAAGCGAUGUAUCUUAAAAUCCCUAGGUCAAAAACACAGAGAAAUCCUCAGAUUUUUAUCAAGUUCAGCCACAAGUCAAGUAAUAUCCUUGGCUUUGACUUUUAUUGGAAGGUCAUCUCAAAUCCAAGUCUUUUGAUUGAGUAAGUUUAGAACUAGCUCUUUUUUGGUUUGCAGCCUAAGUUCCAUAGCCAAGUCAGGACUUUUUCUGGAGUGUUAUCCUCUUGCUUAGAGCAGUUUCAACACUUACCUGCUCAUCUGCUUUUCAAUAAAAGCCUUUGAUCUUUUAUUUGUAUAUUUACAUGUUGUUGACUAAAAUGAUCCAACUUAAACCCAACUGCCACAGGCUUAUUUUCCCCCUCUUACCAAAUUUCUUACUACUGCUUGCAGAAAAAACUUGAGCUGGGUGAGGUUCAAAGAUACUUCAGUGAGAAGCUGACUAGGUCUUUCCCUGACUUCAGCACAUCCAAACCAAGCCAUGAGGAGUGUGAGAGUGACCCUCAGGGCUUGAUGAGCAGAGAAGUGGAUCCCAAAGGCUGCCAUCUUCUGGAGAAAUCCAGUCAGUUGGUGUCUCAGGUCAGCAGCCUAAUCAAUGAGCACUGAACCCAUCAAGAGAAGUGUAGAGAUCCAUGCAGGCUCUGAGGAGCUGCUGCCAUUCCCAGGAGACAGGGGUUUGACCAGUGGAAAAACCACAGAGAGGAGGAGGAAAAUGCUGAGGUUGUAAAUGGAGAUCAUCAAAGCAAAGAAGGAAGUGGUUCUGAUGAGAACUGUGUUGAGAGUGUAUCAGCACAAGCUGGCUCAGAAAGAAACAUGUGAGAGCUUCCCUGAUGACAGCAGUGAAGACCCAGUGGAAGGCUCAGAAAGCUCCAUCAAACCAAAAAUCCCUUUAUCUGAUCCUGUUGUUGUUCCCAACUUCUUCCUUCCACCCCAGGAGAUGGAAGCCUCCAUGAGACUGCUCAGCACUUCCUCUCAUCCCUCUGCAUCUCCAGAGGGGUGUAGGUCAGCACUGGAGCCGGGCAGGAAAACAAGGCAGGAGCCAGCUGGAGAGGAGUGUCGGUGCCAGGCAGCUUUGUCUGGAGCCCGAGGGCUGGAGCAAAGGUGGCUUCAGGGUGUCAGGAGCACUGGAAGUCGCUCUUGUGCAAGCCCCUCUGCCACCAUGGUGGGUCUGAAGCCCCCCGAGGUGCCCCCGACGAUCACCAUGAAGUUCAUCAGCGCGGGGAUGGCCGGCUGCAUCGCUGACCUGUGCACCUUUCCCCUGGACACCGCCAAAGUGCGGCUGCAGAUCCAGGGCGAGGUGAGGAUCCCCCGGACCAUCAGCUCCGUGGAGUACCGGGGUGUUCUGGGGACGCUGAGCACCAUGGUGAGGACAGAGGGAGCUCGCAGCCUCUACCGAGGGCUGGCGGCCGGGCUGCAGCGCCAGAUGGGCUUCUCCUCCAUCAGCAUCGGGCUCUACGACCCUGUGAAGCAGCUCUACACCCCCAAGGGUGCUGAGAACACAGGCGUGGGCACACGGAUCCUGGCUGGCUGCACCACGGGGGCUGUGGCCGUGGCCUGUGCGCAGCCCACCGACGUGGUCAAGGUGCGGUUCCAGGCCAGCGCGGCCCUGUCGGACAGCGCGCCCCGCUACAGCAGCACUGUGGACGCCUACCGCACCAUCGCCAGGGAGGAGGGGAUCCGCGGGCUCUGGAGAGGAACGCUGCCCAACAUCGCCCGCAACGUCAUCAUCAACUGCGGGGAGCUCGUCACCUACGACAUCAUCAAGGACGCGCUGCUGCGGGCACAGCUCAUGGCAGACAACGUCCCGUGCCACUUCGUGGCCGCCUUUGGCGCCGGGUUCUGUGCCACAGUGGUGGCAUCGCCGGUGGACGUGGUGAAGACGCGGUACAUGAACUCCAGCCCCGGGCAGUACAGCAACGUCCUGAGCUGCCUCCUGGCCCUGCUCACGCAGGAUGGCCCCGCCGGCCUCUACAAGGGGGCCAUUGUCCUAGCUCUACGUGUGACACCAGUCAAGCUGACAUUCUCUAUCACUUUUGGUGCACCGAACAACUUCCCAUUGAUCUCUAAUUAUUCAGAUCCUGCUGGAGCUGGUGACAAAUCCCUAGCCCUACAUGGACAAGGCAGCAGACCUGUUUCAGAAAGCCAGCAUGGUCCAGAUGUCCUGGAUAUGGUGGAUGUCCUGAUUGAGGGCAGUGAUGGCUUUGAUGAAGCAAUUGGGUUCUCUUUAAGUGAAGACAUGAUUAUCCAAACAUUUCCCUUCAGUGCUGUUGUCCCUGCUGCCUUAGAAGCCAGGAAUAUACUGUUGCUUCAGUCUGAAAAUGGAACAGGGAGAUGAACACAAACUCACAGCCAUUCAGGCCUGGCAGUUCCCUGCAGUGAGAGUUCACAUGGGACACAGGUUUCUGAAAAGGGAAAUGACCU